Messenger RNA from Cydia strobilella, 787 nucleotides. RefSeq lists its product as uncharacterized. The record is from RefSeq and is a predicted model, not a curated record. The transcript has a single exon. Lineage: Eukaryota; Metazoa; Arthropoda; Insecta; Lepidoptera; Tortricidae. Gene Ontology annotation, biological process: protein folding; chaperone-mediated protein complex assembly. Bases 165 to 677 code for a protein of 170 amino acids. Gene Ontology annotation, cellular component: cytosol; nucleus. Gene Ontology annotation, molecular function: protein-folding chaperone binding; Hsp90 protein binding.
UUCUUUUUUCUUUUAUGAAUCGGCAAGGCGGUGAUUUGGUGAACGUGCUAAAUCGAGUCGUGAAAUCGGAAAAAUUGUGUCCAUAGAAACUAAAGUAUAAUCAAUUACUUUACAAAUUUUAUUGACUUACAAUCUUACAAAAGUGUAACUUGUGAAUAUUCAUCAUGAGCGAAACUGCAACCCCACCUCCCGUUUUAUGGGCCCAGCGGAAAGAAGAUGUAUUCCUCACGUUUAGCGUCGAAUCAAAAGACCCCACAAUUAAAAUAGAAAAAGAUUCGGUAUAUUUCAAAGGCUUAAAUGCACAAGACAAUAAAACACACGAGGUAACUAUACCUUUAUACGAUGCCGUGGUUCCUGAUACUAGCGCUUUCGUAAAUAAAGGCAGGUGCAUAGAAAUGAUAUUGCGCAAAGAAAAGAAGGAUGCGCCUUACUGGCCGUCGUUAACGAAGGACAAGAAGAAGCCGCACUAUCUGAAGAUCGACUUUAACAAGUGGAGAGAUGAAGAUGACGAGGAGGAGGAAGGUGGAGGUGCUAUGAACUACGAUAUAGAAGAAAUGCUGCGGUCAAUGGGUGGCGGUGGUGGCGGGCUCGGUGGAGCCGGUGACAAGGCCGAAAAACCGUCGUUCGACGACCUGGAGAGCGAUUCUGAUGACGAAAACCUACCCGAUCUGGAAUAAACCCGCUCGAACAGAUAUUUAACAUCAGUGUUUAACAUUUACAGUACAUUAUGUAUAUUAAGGUUUUUACGGUUAUAAUAAAAUUUUGCCAAAAAUAUUGUUAAUUUGCA